AUGGAAGCAAAGAAUAAAACAAAACCAAAAUCAACUAAAUAAAAAGCAAAACUUUAGUAAAUUAUGUCAAUAAGUUUUGAAAAUAUCUAAAAAAAGAAUAAUUAGCCAGAUAAUCAAAAUAAUGUUAUUUAGGAAGAUUAAGAUGAAUCAGCAUAAUAGUUUUAAAAAAUUUCAGAAGAUGAAUAUUAAAAUUAAUUAGAUGCUUAUCAUCAAGAAUAGAACAAAAGAUUUUCAUUUAGUUAACCAAUGCCAGAUUUGUAUUAGGUUUAAUUACAAUAAUAAUAGCAUUAAUAUUAACAAUUAUUGAAUAAAUAAUAAAAUGUUCCUCCAGUAUCACCUAAACAUAAGCAAUCUUAAAAUUAAAAUUAGUCCUAAUAAAUUUAAAAAUAAUAAUAAUAAGAAUAGAAUAUUAAUGAAUCACAUUUAACUAAUAUAACAUAAUAAAGUCCUGUUUUUAUUCCAUAACUUCCUAUUAAAUAAGUAUUCUAAUAAUAAUUGGAUAAAAGUACCAAAAAAUCAAGUCAUCAACAUGAAGAAUUAUUCUAAAUUAAUUCAUAAUUAGAUGAUAGUUAAGAUAUACCAUAAAUGAAAAAGAUGUCUAUAAAAUCUGAACAUAUUAAAAAAUAAUCUAGAUAAAAUAAUUCUAAUACAAAUAAUAUUAGUAACAUAUUAGAUAAUUUCUUAAGUCAUCGAUAAAAAGUAAAUGAUUAAUCAGGACUCUAUUAAUCAGAAUUAUUUGAAGCACCUUAAUUAUAACAUUUUGGUGGAGGUUAAAAUGAAUAAUCUGUAAUUUAAUAAUAAUCUCUUUUAUAAUCUAUUCAUAAUGAAACUAUGGAAAUUGUUAAAGAUCAAAUCUAAUAAUAUCAUUUUGAUGAUAUUUAUUAACAUGCAAGGAAAGAUUCAUCAAUUUAAAAAUCUCUAGUGAAUGAUAAAGAUGAAGAAGACUUAGAUAAUUUAUUAUAAGAUUUGUAUGAAUGUACAACAAAAUAAAUUCCUAAGUAAGUCAUUGAAUCUAAUCCUAAAAUAGUUAAUUAGUAGGCUAAGGAAAUAAUGAAUACUGUCUUUGAAAAUCCUCCUUAAGAUAAAUAAUCAUAAAUUAAUAAACCUAUACCUUAUCUAACAGGCAGUAAAAUUGUAAGUGAGUAAAAAAAUGAGAACUAGAGUCCUGCUUAUAAAAAUAAAUUAUAGGAUGAAGUUACUAAGUUUUCAACUUAAGAAUAAAAUAAGAAAAUGAAUAUUGAAGAUUACUUUAAUAUAAAAUAAUAAUCUUCAUCAAAUCAAUAAUAAAAUAGUAAUAAAGAAACAUUUAAUUAUUAGUCUAUAUAAGAAAAGUUAAAAAAUUCAAUUUAAAUCAAAGAAGCUGAAAAUUAAAAUGUCUAUUAAUAAUAAUAAUAAAUGAAUUUUAAUACAAAACCUUUUUAAAUAAGUUCUACUGAUAGAAAUUACAAAAUUAAACAAAGUUUUGGAUAUGAACUUACAUUUAGAUAACCAUAAAAACAUUUACUCACUAUUUCACAAUACCUUUUUAAAUAUUCAAAAUUAAUAUAAGAACCUAAUUUGAAAAGAUUAACUGAAAUUAAAGUUGAAACUGCUAUUGAAAAUAAUAAAAAUCAUUAAAUAUUAUUUGAAUAAUAUGAUGCUUAAUUAUUCAAAGACUUUUUGAAAGAAAAAGAUCCUGAAUUUUAUUAAUUAUGUUCUACAAAUUUCAUAUUAUUUUAAUAAGGAGAUUCCAAUGAGACUAAUUCAGCCUGGGUAAAAUGUUAUAUGUUAUCUGAAAAUUUAAUAUCUUAUUUAUUUUCUUUAGGAUUUACAGUUGAUGAUGUUAACUUCCAAAAUAUCUUAAAAGAAACUUAUUUAUAUUAAGAAAAAAAUAAGAAAGAUAAAUAUCAAUUAGAUUUGGAUGCUGCUUAUUUUAGUGUUUAUUAAUCAUUUAAAUUGAUUUAUCCAGAUUUCAAUAAAUUAUUGGAAGUAGUAAAAUUUUUUUAAAAUCCAGAAACCAAUCUAAUUGAUAUAUCCACAGUAAAAUUAGUAUUGAAUAAAAUGAUUAAUGAAGAAAAAAUCAAUAAUGUUUUUAAAUGGCCAGACUCUUCUAUUAAAUAUGAUUAAUUGUUUAAAGUGUUAACUUUGUUACCUUAUUGA
Molecule: messenger RNA, 2139 nt
Organism: Paramecium pentaurelia
Lineage: Eukaryota; Ciliophora; Oligohymenophorea; Peniculida; Parameciidae
Source: the annotation of a GenBank genome assembly